ACGAAGUACAUUUAUCAAGUGCUGCACUUAAAUACAAGUAAGAGGUUUUGUAAUUGAGUAUUUUCUUUUAAUGCCACUUUCUACUUCUACUCCACCCCAUCUCAGAGGGAAAUGUUGUACUUUUUACUUCACUACAUUUAUCUGACAGCUUCAGUUACAAAUUAUUUUAAAAAGUAAGAUUUAUGAAGAGUUUAUAAAAUAGGAUGUCUUGUUAUAAAUCAAAAUACCCAGCAGUUUAUACAAGUACAGCUGGUACAUUUGUUGAUUGACAGAAAUUUAAUUGGCAACUAUUUUGAUGAUCGUUUACACAUAAACAUUUUAUGGUUCACAAAUGUGAAGAUUUUGCUGCUUUUUCUUUUUGCUCUCUUUCUUCUUCUUUAGCAUUGUGAAGGUGUCAAAUAAUCAGCAGAAUUAUUCCAUAAUAAAGAUAAUUAUUAAUUGCAGUCUGAUACAAAAUCUAAACCAACUAAAACAGUAAAAUUUUGCUUUUACAUGAAUGCAUGAGGAAUAAUAAUCUAAUGAUAUAAAUAGUAAAAAAGUCACAGGGAACAAUUUUCAUUCUGAAUACUUUUACUUUUAAUACUUUCCAGAUAAUACAUACUUAACUCAAUGCAGUACUUUUACUUUUAACAGAGUAUUUAUCCAGUGAGCGAGCCUCUUAGUACUUUUACUUAAGUAAAGGAUCUGAAUACUUCAUCCACUACUGUUAGUUACUUUCCUGCACUGCAUAUUCAUAUUCUUCACUACAACUAAAAGUAAAGUUAUAGGCCAAGAUCAGAGUCACUCUUUGUUCUCAAUUUAAUUAAACUUUUAGAGGUUUAAUUCCUGUAGAAUUAAAGUAAUCCUUAGUUUGCUCAAGUAAAAAAAAAUAGUUCACGGAGGUCCCGCGGUGUGUCCCCGGGCCUCAGCUUGAGAACCUGCACGGCACCAGCCACAGUUGACUUGAGAGUGAUUAAAAAUGAAGCGCUAUAGAAACCAGCAGGCCAAUAGAGGACCGGGAAGCUGUUUACAAGAGGGGGGUGUACCGUUUCUAUGGUUGCUGGACAAACCUCCUGCACCAGGUAUUAAACUGCCUCCCCGACGGAUCCUGCAGCCCGCUGACACCCGUUACAAAGACCUCCGCAGAGGAGGAGAAGAAGCGCACAACGCAGCGCCAAAUCCACAGGAAUUUCUCCUCUUUUCUUUCUUUCAAGCUGACAACAGGUGCACUUCAAAUAGGCUGGGGCUGAACAAUCAAUACGUGCUGCGCGUUUUGGGAUUUAAAACGCAACAUAACAGCAAAAAGGCGGUGGCAGGGGGAGGAGGAGGAGAAGGAGCUGGGAGACGGAGAGGAGAGAGCCAUGCUGUCUCUGAGCUGUGCAGACCCCUGGCCUGAAGGCUCGGUGGCGCUGGAGGAGGAGGUAAUGACCGCCGCUGCCCAAGCUGAGGAGCGGGACAGCAUCAACAACAACAACAACAGCAACAGCAGCAUCAACAACAGCUCCAUCAACCUGGACGACAGCCUGACCAGCCUGCAGUGGUUGCAGGAGUUCUCCAUCCUCGGUGCCAACGUUCCGCAACAGACCCACCACCAGCAGCACCUGUUCGGCCAACAGCCGCUGGGCUCCGACGCACCGGCCUCCCCUCUGGCCGGGGACCCCGCCUCCAUGGGCAUGCCCCUGACACCGGGGAAGCCCAUCGCGGCGGCCUACAGCAGGAUGCAGUCCCUCCCCAGCAUCGUGGCUCACGGUCACUGCCCCGACGAGGUGGACUACAAGACCAACGCGCGCAUCAAGCCGCCGUACUCGUACGCGACGCUCAUCUGCAUGGCCAUGCAGGCCAGCAAGAAGAGCAAGAUCACUCUGUCCUGCAUCUACAAGUGGAUCACUGACAACUUCUGCUACUACAGACACGCCGAUCCCACCUGGCAGAACUCCAUCCGACACAACCUCUCGCUCAACAAGUGCUUCAUCAAGGUGCCGCGGCAGAAGGACGAGCCGGGAAAGGGAGGUUUCUGGAAAAUUGACCCGCAAUACGCUGAGCGUCUCCUGAACGGCGCCUAUAAGAAGAGGCGAAUGCCACCGGUCCAGAUCAACCCGGCCCUGCAGAACAGGCUCAUGGUCAACCUCCAGCCCCAGUCCAGAGGCCCCUGCGGCCCCAUUGGAGGUCAGAGCAGCCUGUGCAUCAACCCAGAGUCCCAGCAGCUUCUACUCGAGUUUGAAGAGGCAACCGGCGCAGACCAGAACUGGGACCCUCAUCUGGCUGAAGGGACCAUGCUGGGGUCGUGGCCAGUGGUCAGGGGAAGAGGUGGGCACAAGAGGAAACAGUCGGGGGGCUCCAGAAAUGGUGGCGCCAAAGCCCCCCGGCGCUCCAGCUCCCCGCUGCUCUCUGUGGACGAACCGAAGGAGAUUGGACCUCUGAAGGGGGACUUUGACUGGGACGCCCUGCUGGACUCGGCCCUCAGCGGGGAGCUCAGUUUGGAGGGAGGAGAACCUCUGAGCCCCAUCAUGAAAGAGGAGGACCUGACAGUGCGGGGGACCCACAUCUCUCCUGUUGAAACCCCCGCAGGGACAGCGGACAUCCACGUGUUGGUGGAGACCCAAAGGAAUAAUGACAUGUCGGACUUUGACGAGGAGACCUUCCUCGCCACGGCCUUCCUGGAGAGCCCCUGGCCAGAAGAGGAGGAACAAGGCCGCAGUGACUUCCUCUGUAGCUCCACCGUCAACCUGGACCAGCUGUUUGACCUCGGGGACUCAUUAGGCGGAGACCCAAGCGCCCGGAUUGACACCCUCCUUUGAGGAAUAGUUGCUUUCCAGGUCUCCUUUCAGACUUGCGGCUACGCUACUGGGGAAUAACAGACUCUUUUUCUUUUUUACACUCAAGCAAUCCUUAUUGUCCUUUUCAAGAUGUUUAAAGUAUUUUUAGAAUUACAUUUUGAUGCUGAAUCGUGCAGGAAGUACAUUCCCAAUGCCUACCAAACAAAGAUGCCACAAAUGUACAGUGUACAACCACGUUUGGUGAACCAUGACAUGACUUGAGACGAACAAAAAGUGAUUUUCAGAAUUAGGGCCUGGUUAAAGAGAAGCUGGUGAAACUUAACGACAAAAUUAAUCCACGCGUCUUUACAAAACAUUUUAUUAUAGAAGCUUGAUGACGUAGUAAGUACUCGCGGGGUUCGUGGGUGAACCCCUGUAGCUGGUGAGAUAACCGCUAACAUGCUAGCAAACCAAGACAUGCUAGGGCUAGCCAAUCACAUUAGCUUUCCUAGCUUCUUUUUUUCUCUUUACCGGGCUGCUACAUCAUUUAAUUCAACAACUUUUUAUCGAAGACAGAAAAUACGAACCUCUCUGAGUUAACGCCAUUGGCCAAGUGGCCCAUGGACAUUAGUAAAGAUGGUUAGCAACCAGUUAGCAAGCUUGUUAGCGCUUUGCUAACAAGAGAGUAAGUUGACACAGUUUAUUAAAAGCUGUGUCAUCUUGUCUGUGGAGCAGUUUAUACUUUACACAGCUAAUGAGUUUGUUUUGCUAUUGGUCACGAGGCUAAUUUGUGUGUUAAAGUUAACCAAAAUUGAACUUGAUGCAAAAUAAGUGCAUCGAACUACUUAAGCGUUGCAAGUUAAUCCACUUAAUUGUGAUGCAAAAUUUCAGCGUUUUAAAUGUGUGAACAGACCCUUUUGGAUUACACAUCAUGAUCUCUGUUUACAUCUUAAAAAAAGUAAGAAGACGAGAUGACUUAUCCACAAUUUUUGUUUUUAUAGAGGAAGAAAUAACCGAGCGGUAUCAGCAGAUGUCAGGCCGAGGCUGCGACACAGAUGCAUUUUCUUUUACAGGAAGUCAUUUGUUGCUGAGGAUUGUAUUAAUAUGACUGUAAAUAAUACUGUGACAGCAGCACUAUGAUGAUGAAUAAUGAGAUAUUUGCCAAAUGAUGUUUGGUGUAGGAGUGAUUUACCGUAUUAGGCUUAAGGUUUUUUUUGCGUGUUUUUUUUUUACUACUAACUAUCCUCUAUGCUUUUUUUCCAUAAAGAACUAGGAACAGUUUAACUAGAUAAGUAACAAAUAUGCAGGAUUGCAUUUUUCAAGAGGAAGGGAAACAGAGAUGUCAGUUUUUGUUUUUAUUACUACUUUUUUUGAUCCUCUGAUUAGCAGAGCAGUAGAUGGAGAGCAGGACACAUUUGAGCUUCAUGGCAUAAAAGUUAAAAUGGACACGAAACAGCUUGAGGCAAAAAUUCUCCAACAAAGAACAAUUAAGACCUUAAAAUGUUGACUUUAAAAAGGCCACGGUGUCUUGUAAAUGAAUACCUGACCUUCUGUGUGCCAAGUACAACACUUGGGACUCGACAGGGCGGCAGUGUUACAGUAAGAGGCUGUGUUUUUAAUUACUAAAAAGGAACGUGUGUUGUUUCUAGCUGUGUUUGUGAGGAGGCCGAGAGUUGUUGGUACAUACAAACAAAAGAUCUGCUGCAGCUUGGAUAUGUGUCGGUGGAUACGGACUAACUGCACCAAAUCGCUCCAUAUGAAAAGAUCCAGUUCUUGUUACUGUUUUCCUCUAAAAUGUGUGAAAGUGCAAUCAAUGUACAGUGAUACUUGUUAUAUUUUACAUUCUGUUGUAGGAGUCUAUUCAUGCAGUUUACUUUAGAGACCAGUUUCACUAUUUUGUGUAUUAUGAGGUGUGAAUAUACACGCAGGCAGGAGAAAGGACUCUUUGUAAAACAUGAAACAUGUUUGUUUAUUAGCUUUUCUCCAUCAAAUAACACUUUUAAACAAUAACAAUGGCGUCUCUUACCCCACGAUUGGUUCUGUAAAGUCAGGCACACUGUAUGCAUCCUUUUACUUUCAUGUUUUUGUUUUAUUUUUCACUUUUCUUUGACAAAUAAAGGAAAAAG
Micropterus salmoides (largemouth bass) is the source of this 4861-nucleotide messenger RNA. RefSeq names its product forkhead box J1a (gene foxj1a). The transcript is spliced from 3 exons. Lineage: Eukaryota; Metazoa; Chordata; Actinopteri; Centrarchiformes; Centrarchidae. Bases 1341 to 2777 code for a protein of 478 amino acids. Gene Ontology annotation, biological process: regulation of DNA-templated transcription. Gene Ontology annotation, molecular function: DNA-binding transcription factor activity; sequence-specific DNA binding. The record is from RefSeq and is a predicted model, not a curated record.